This is a messenger RNA of Magallana angulata, 1167 nucleotides long. Its product is annotated as translation initiation factor eIF-2B subunit beta-like. Gene Ontology annotation, molecular function: translation initiation factor activity; guanyl-nucleotide exchange factor activity. Bases 46 to 1110 code for a protein of 354 amino acids. The record is from RefSeq and is a predicted model, not a curated record. Lineage: Eukaryota; Metazoa; Mollusca; Bivalvia; Ostreida; Ostreidae. The transcript has 13 exons. Gene Ontology annotation, biological process: translational initiation. Gene Ontology annotation, cellular component: eukaryotic translation initiation factor 2B complex.
UUAUUGCCUAUUCUAUUUCCGGUGUUGUUGCAGCAGAAAAACAACAUGCCAAGUGGAGAAUCUGAGAAAGUGGACGAAUUAAAUGAAAAGCUCGACGUAUUCGCCAGGGAUUUAAAACAUGGGUCUAUUGAGGGAUCAUACAAUGUAGCCUUUAGAACGGUGUCCUUGUUACGAAUAGUGAUUGCACAGUCAAAAUGUACCACAGCAAAAGAUGUCAUGGAAAGCGUUGUUAAGGAAGGCAAGCAGUUGAUCGCUGCUCAACAGUCAGAAACAGCUGUCGGAAAUAUGGUGAGGAGAGUUCUAAAGAUCAUUAGAGAAGAGUAUGCAAGUGCUCUGAGGGGGAAGUCAGAGGAAGGUGACCCACAGGAGUCUUUACAUAAAAUGUUACUAGCAGAGGGUCAAAUUAAGGAUUUCAGUCAGCCUGUGCCCAAUCUAAAGGCUACAGUUUUAGAUGCAAUUAAUGAGCUUAUCAUAGAGCUUGAGAACAGUGCAGACAACAUCGCUGGACAAGCUUUGGAACACAUACAUGCCAAUGAAGUCAUAUUAACAGCAGGAAAAUCAAGAACAGUUGAGGCAUUCCUAAAGAAAGCUGCAAAGAAAAGAAAGUUUCAAGUCAUGGUGGUAGAGUGUGCACCCUUUUACCAUGGUCAAGCACUGGCGAUGAGUCUGGCUCGAGCUAACAUAGAAACUACGGUCAUCAAUGACUCAGCUGUGUUUGCCAUCAUGUCCAGGGUCAACAAGGUCAUUAUUGGGACCCAUACAGUGAUGGCCAAUGGAGGGUUAAAAGCUAUCAAUGGAAGCCAUGCGAUAGCCCUGGCUGCCAAACACUACUCAGUGCCGCUCCUGGUUUGUGCUGCAAUGUUUAAAUUAUCUCCAAAAUAUUUAUGUUCUUAUGACCAGGAUGCAUUCAACAAGUUUGUAAGCCCCAAGGAUGUAAUGAAUUUUGAGGAGGGAGAGAUUGCCUCUAGAGCUCAGAUUGAUAACCCAGUGUUUGACUAUGUCCCUCCAGAGCUAGUGACUCUCUAUGUAUCCAACAUCGGUGGAAAUGCUCCCUCUUAUGUGUACAGACUUUUAAGUGAAUUCUAUCAUCCGGAUGACCAUGAACUUUGAACGACAUUAACUGUGACUAUAGGGUUGGUAUAAGGGGAAUAAAUAUAAUACAUAGAA